AUGAAAAGAGCACAACAUAUCGGGGAUGCACUACGAAAUAACACAACACUCACCACACUGAAUCUCUUCAACAACGGAAUCGGAGCUGAAGGAGCACAACAUCUCGGUGAAGCACUACGAAUUAACACAACACUCACCAGACUAGAUCUAGGAUGCAACAGAAUCGGAAAUGAAGGAGCACAACAUUUCGGCGAUGCACUACGAAAUAACACAGUAGUAGUCACUCACUCUUCAACUAUUUCACAUUAA
This is a messenger RNA of Adineta steineri, 249 nucleotides long. The record is from the annotation of a GenBank genome assembly. Lineage: Eukaryota; Metazoa; Rotifera; Eurotatoria; Adinetida; Adinetidae.